UGCAGGAAGAAAAGAACAGGCAGAACAGCGAGAGGAAUAAAGGGAAGGGGGGGAAACACCAAAUCUAUGAUUGGACCUGGGCUUCUUUUUCGCCAAUGCAAAAAGGAAUAUGCAGCACAUUUUUGCCUUCUUCUGCACCGGUUUCCUAGGCGCGGUAGUAGGUGCCAAUUUCCCCAACAAUAUCCAGAUCGGGGGAUUAUUUCCAAACCAGCAAUCACAGGAACAUGCCGCUUUUAGAUUUGCUUUGUCGCAACUCACAGAGCCCCCAAAGCUGCUUCCCCAGAUUGAUAUUGUGAACAUCAGUGACAGCUUUGAGAUGACCUAUAGAUUCUGUUCCCAGUUCUCCAAAGGAGUCUAUGCCAUCUUUGGGUUUUAUGAACGAAGGACUGUCAACAUGCUGACCUCCUUCUGUGGAGCCCUCCACGUCUGCUUCAUUACACCUAGCUUUCCUGUUGACACAUCCAAUCAGUUUGUCCUUCAGCUGCGCCCUGAACUGCAGGAUGCCCUCAUCAGCAUCAUCGACCACUACAAAUGGCAGAAAUUUGUCUACAUUUAUGAUGCAGACCGUGGCUUGUCUGUUCUGCAGAAAGUCCUGGACACAGCUGCCGAGAAGAACUGGCAGGUGACAGCAGUCAACAUUUUGACAACCACAGAGGAGGGCUACCGAAUGCUCUUUCAAGACCUGGAGAAGAAAAAGGAACGGCUGGUGGUGGUGGACUGUGAAUCGGAGCGCCUCAAUGCUAUCUUGGGCCAGAUUAUAAAGCUGGAGAAGAAUGGCAUCGGCUACCACUAUAUCCUUGCAAAUCUGGGCUUCAUGGACAUUGACUUAAACAAAUUCAAGGAGAGCGGAGCAAAUGUGACAGGCUUCCAGCUGGUGAAUUACACAGACACCAUUCCUGCCAAGAUCAUGCAGCAGUGGAAGAACAGCGACGCUCGCGACCACACCCGGGUGGACUGGAAGAGACCCAAGUACACCUCUGCGCUUACCUAUGAUGGGGUGAAGGUGAUGGCUGAGGCUUUCCAGAGCCUGCGGAGGCAGAGAAUUGACAUAUCCCGCCGGGGCAAUGCUGGCGAUUGUUUGGCUAAUCCAGCUGUGCCCUGGGGUCAGGGCAUUGACAUCCAGAGAGCUUUGCAACAGGUGCGGUUUGAAGGUUUGACUGGAAAUGUGCAGUUCAAUGAGAAGGGUCGCCGGACCAACUACACCCUCCAUGUAAUUGAAAUGAAACAUGAUGGUAUUCGAAAGAUUGGUUACUGGAAUGAAGAUGAUAAAUUUGUACCUGCCGCCACAGAUGCUCAAGCUGGAGGUGAUAAUUCAAGUGUUCAGAAUAGAACAUACAUCGUUACUACAAUCCUAGAAGAUCCUUACGUGAUGCUCAAGAAAAAUGCCAACCAGUUUGAGGGCAAUGACCGCUACGAAGGCUACUGUGUAGAACUAGCAGCCGAGAUUGCCAAGCAUGUAGGUUAUUCCUAUCGUCUCGAGAUCGUAAGCGAUGGGAAAUAUGGAGCCCGAGAUCCUGAUACAAAGGCCUGGAAUGGCAUGGUGGGAGAGUUAGUCUAUGGGAGAGCAGAUGUGGCUGUGGCACCCUUAACCAUCACUCUGGUUCGGGAAGAGGUUAUAGACUUCUCCAAGCCAUUUAUGAGUUUGGGAAUCUCCAUCAUGAUCAAAAAACCACAGAAGUCCAAGCCAGGAGUCUUCUCCUUCCUUGAUCCUUUGGCUUACGAAAUUUGGAUGUGCAUUGUUUUUGCCUACAUUGGAGUGAGUGUCGUCCUCUUCCUGGUCAGCCGCUUCAGCCCCUAUGAAUGGCACAGUGAAGAGUUUGAGGAAGGGAGAGACCAGACGACCAGUGACCAGUCCAAUGAAUUUGGGAUAUUCAACAGCUUAUGGUUCUCCCUUGGAGCCUUCAUGCAGCAGGGCUGUGACAUCUCUCCCAGGUCUCUGUCUGGCCGCAUCGUUGGUGGCGUCUGGUGGUUCUUCACCUUGAUCAUCAUCUCCUCCUACACUGCCAACCUGGCUGCCUUCCUCACCGUGGAAAGAAUGGUGUCUCCCAUUGAGAGUGCAGAGGACCUGGCCAAGCAGACAGAAAUCGCUUAUGGGACAUUGGAAGCAGGAUCUACUAAGGAGUUCUUCAGGAGGUCUAAAAUUGCUGUGUUUGAGAAGAUGUGGACAUACAUGAAGUCAGCAGAGCCAUCUGUUUUUGUACGGACCACAGAGGAGGGGAUGAUCCGAGUAAGGAAAUCCAAAGGCAAAUACGCCUACCUCCUCGAGUCCACCAUGAACGAGUACAUUGAACAACGGAAACCCUGUGACACCAUGAAGGUGGGAGGUAACUUGGAUUCCAAAGGCUAUGGCAUUGCAACACCCAAGGGGUCCGCCCUGAGAAAUCCAGUAAACCUGGCAGUGUUAAAACUGAACGAGCAGGGGCUUUUGGACAAAUUGAAAAACAAAUGGUGGUACGACAAGGGCGAGUGCGGCAGCGGGGGAGGUGAUUCCAAGGACAAGACAAGUGCUCUGAGCCUCAGCAAUGUGGCAGGCGUGUUCUACAUCCUGAUUGGAGGACUUGGACUAGCCAUGCUGGUUGCCUUAAUCGAGUUCUGCUACAAAUCCCGUAGCGAGUCCAAGCGGAUGAAGGGUUUCUGUUUGAUCCCACAGCAAUCCAUCAACGAAGCCAUACGGACAUCCACUCUGCCACGAAACAGCGGGGCAGGAGCCAGCGGAAGCGGCAGUGGAGAGAACGGCCGGGUGGUCAGCCAUGACUUCCCUAAGUCCAUGCAAUCGAUUCCCUGCAUGAGCCACAGUUCAGGGAUGCCUUUAGGAGCUACAGGAUUGUAACUGGAGCAGAUGGAGACCCCAUGGGGAGCAGGCUCAGGCUUCCCAAGCCCCAUCCCAAACCCUUCAGUGCCAAAAACAACAAAAUGAAACACAACCACCAACAACCACCGUGACCACAAGGAGGAUAAUUCAACCAGUUUUCUUGAAGAAAUGAAAAAUAAUCUUGUUGUCCCUUUUCCUUUGAUGUUCUUUCACCCUUUCGCAUUUGCUAGGUGAGGAUGUUACA
Ochotona princeps (American pika) is the source of this 3056-nucleotide messenger RNA. RefSeq names its product glutamate ionotropic receptor AMPA type subunit 1 (gene GRIA1). Lineage: Eukaryota; Metazoa; Chordata; Mammalia; Lagomorpha; Ochotonidae. Gene Ontology annotation, molecular function: transmitter-gated monoatomic ion channel activity involved in regulation of postsynaptic membrane potential; AMPA glutamate receptor activity. Gene Ontology annotation, cellular component: dendritic spine; plasma membrane; postsynaptic membrane. The transcript is spliced from 16 exons. The coding region runs from base 110 to 2830 and encodes 906 amino acids. The record is from RefSeq and is a predicted model, not a curated record. Gene Ontology annotation, biological process: modulation of chemical synaptic transmission; monoatomic ion transport; synaptic transmission, glutamatergic.